AUUGUUACUCCCCAAUACUGCAUGGUCUAUAUAUCAUUCAAUAAAAAACACACGUCAUGUCGUUAACAUCAUCCCCCUGUGGCCCUUUUCGCAUUGUUGAGCAUAUCGUCGAAUGCCAACAUAUUCGGGAGUAUCCCGCAGCUACGGCCAACGAGCAGGAAGAUGUAUUGAAUCUGAUUGUCAAACAAUAUAUUCCACUCGACAACCCUGAUCCUCAACCAGGAGAUGUAACAAUUCUUGCGGCCCAUGCCAAUGGGUUUCCCAAGGAGCUCUACGAACCCCUGUGGGAAGAAUUAUAUGCCCGGUCGAAAGCCAAUGGGUUCCGACUCAGAAGCAUUUGGAUGGCAGAUGUAGCGCAUCAGGGCGAAAGCAGCGUAGUGAACGAGGAUCUCUUGGGAAAUGACCCAAGCUGGUUUGACCACCCCAGGGACCUCCUUCACCUUAUCAAUGUCAAACGCAAGGAAAUGCCCCGCCCAAUCGUGGGAAUUGGCCACAGCAUGGGCGGCGCACACCUCGCACAGCUAUGCUUAAUCCAUCCACGUCUCAUCCACACCCUAGUCCUUCUCGACCCCGUAAUCCAACGCGAAUCCACCCAACUGGACGGAUACGAAAUGGCCAUCCGACAGAGAGAAAGGAUUACUAAAACAACCCAACUAUCGACCUACCGACGAGACAUAUGGCCAUCCCGAAAAGCCGCCCUAGAAGCCUUCAAUAGAAACCCUUUCUACCAAGCCUGGGACUCCCGCGUCCUCGACCGCUGGAUCAAAUACGGUCUCCGCGAACUGCCCACGGCCAUCUACCAACUAGACGAAUCCAAGAUAAAUGAGGAAAACAACGAUCGCCCCGUCACGAUUAGAACGACCCUCCAUCAAGAAGUCUUCACUUUCUCGCGUCCUAAUUACGACGGCCCCCCGGGAAAGAAAGUCCUUGUGAACAAAGUGACCCAUCCGGAUCUCAAUCCCGAUCACCUCGGUUCAUGGCCAUUUUACCGCCCCGAACCGUCGCGAGUCUUCGCCAUGCUCCCGCAUCUUCGUCCAAGCGUCUGCUAUCUCUUCGCCGGUAAAUCUGACAUGUGUCUUCCUGAAAUGAUGGCGGAUAAAAUGGCCGCCACUGGUACGGGGCUUGGGGGCAGUGGUGGGGCUCCUGCUGGCCGGGUGCGCGAUGUUUAUCUGGCUGAAUUUGGUCAUCUUCUUGCUCAGGAGGCUCCCAUACAAUGUGCAGAUGCGGCAGGUAAAUGGUUGGGUGCUGAAAUCGAACGAUGGCGAACCGAGGAGAGAGAGUUUCGGGAACAGUGGAGUCAGAAAUCGAAGCUCGAGAAGGUGACGAUUGAUCCUCGUUGGAAGGAUCAUGUUCCCGCUCCCGAGCGGCCAAAGAAGAGUCCUCCAAAGUCAAAGUUGUGAAUGCUCAGUCGCUCGCUUAGGGAUCUUGGCCGUGAGUAGAUUGCUAGGUGUCUCUGGCAGACGUAUAGAACUUGUUUUCUGAUCAAGACAAAGAGGUAACUACACAUACACAUGCCCAAUGAUACGCGUAUAUACCUAACAGGAU
Aspergillus sclerotioniger CBS 115572 is the source of this 1545-nucleotide messenger RNA. Its product is annotated as putative toxin biosynthesis protein. The coding region runs from base 57 to 1400 and encodes 447 amino acids. The record is from RefSeq and is a predicted model, not a curated record. The transcript has 4 exons. NCBI's taxonomy places the organism in Eukaryota, Fungi, Ascomycota, Eurotiomycetes, Eurotiales, Aspergillaceae.